This is a messenger RNA of Tribolium madens (black flour beetle), 1180 nucleotides long. RefSeq names its product endocuticle structural glycoprotein SgAbd-9-like. The coding region runs from base 659 to 1111 and encodes 150 amino acids. The transcript is spliced from 2 exons. NCBI's taxonomy places the organism in Eukaryota, Metazoa, Arthropoda, Insecta, Coleoptera, Tenebrionidae. Gene Ontology annotation, cellular component: chitin-based extracellular matrix. The record is from RefSeq and is a predicted model, not a curated record. Gene Ontology annotation, molecular function: structural constituent of chitin-based larval cuticle.
CAACUCAAGUUGUAAACAAAAUGAUCUCUGAGGUUAGUUCUUCAAAAUCUAUUACAUUGUUACACAAAAUAGGGGCAUAAAAAAAUCAUAAAACUGAAACAAAUUUGGAUCAAUUUUUUUGUAAGAGAUAUCACCAAAUUUCAUUACUUAAAAUGUUACCGAAUGUAAACUUUGAGAUAAAGUAUUCAAAAAGUUUAAUCUUCGUUUAUAUUGCAUUUUUUGACAAUUUUUGCCACGCGAAAGUGGAGGUUGGAUCGCACCGUCUAUAUCUCUGAAACCAUAAACAUUCGGAUAAGACAAGUUUAGUUAUUUUGACUUCUUUUGAGCUCUACUAUCACCCAGUAUUUAAUUGGAUAAUUUCUCCCAUUCAAUAACAAUAACAAGAAUAUAAUACAUGAAAUUAAACAAACAAAUAAAGUGUUUUACAAAUCAAACACUUUUUUAUUUACUCAGUAUCCUGGUAUUGAAGUGACGUGGUAUUUAACACAAUGAACAAGUAAUCUUAUGCUUGAAGCUGAAGAGAAACAUAAUGAAUCGUAUUACAUAACGACUAAUAAGAGAUUUAAGAGCAAUUUCAAUACAAAAUAAUUUUUAUGAUUGUCAAACCUAGGAAAGAACWGGCUUUCCUUUCAGUAGGUUCUAAGUGAUUAGCGGUUUUAUGUUAGUGCUCCUUGUCACAAGUUUAAAAAUAAUGAAAAAACUGUAUUUCUUUUUAACGUUUUGUGYAAUUAUUCUUGAAUGUAAAUUUCAACGUGGUGAUAUUAUAAGUCCGGCUGUGGAAUACGAAAAUGAUAUCAAUGAAGAUGGUUAUCACUUCAGAUACAGAACGAGAGAUUCUGAGCGUGAAGAAACCGGGGUCUUUGAUAAUACUAGAGGAGAUAAUGGAAUAAUUGUUGUUAGAGGAUUUUAUGCAUUUGUCGGAACUGACGGAAAAACGUAUCACGUGGAGUAUGAAGCUGACGAAAAUGGGUACAGGCCACAGGUUUCUUUACGAUUAGGAUCUGCACUUAUGCCCGGAAUCCCACCGAUUCCAUCAAGAAUGCGCCCUGAACCUGGAUUGUUUUUAAAUUCAGCUACUUUGGCAUCUUUGACCGGUGGCGGAAUUGGUUAAAAUAUAUUAGUUUUGUAUAUAUAGAUUUAAAGUGGAGUUUGGAACUAUACAAAAAAGCAAUAAACUUUU